Messenger RNA from Phaeodactylum tricornutum CCAP 1055/1, 393 nucleotides. RefSeq lists its product with no specific name. Gene Ontology annotation, biological process: rRNA (guanine-N7)-methylation; peptidyl-glutamine methylation; tRNA methylation. The transcript has 2 exons. Lineage: Eukaryota; Bacillariophyta; Bacillariophyceae; Surirellales; Neidiaceae. The record is from RefSeq and is a predicted model, not a curated record. Gene Ontology annotation, molecular function: protein heterodimerization activity. The coding region runs from base 1 to 393 and encodes 130 amino acids.
AUGAGAAUAUUAACGCAUAAUUAUCUACAAUCGAACGUCAAAGGGACCGAAAAAGGCUAUCCGUUGCUUAUUGAGCCGAAUCGGGUAGUAGUGGAAGAAUCACCGGUGAAUUUGUCCAUGCUCCAAACGCUCUUGCCCAAGCUGGACUAUUCCGCCAUCGUCCAAGCCGCGCGCCAACUGGCAACGUACGAGGACGCCAACGAGGCCUUCACCGUGCCCGAUUUACCGGACCUGUUACCGGAAACUCUUGACGACCUGUUUUUGACCGCACUGUACAAAUUCCUGUUCGACCUGCACGUGAUCGAGGGGCACUUGGUGUGCCCCGAUACGGGCAGGAAAUUUCCCAUCAAGGAAGGAGUUCCCAAUAUGAUUCUACACGAAGAUGAGCUGUAA